Messenger RNA from Ostrinia nubilalis (European corn borer), 1615 nucleotides. RefSeq names its product mitotic spindle assembly checkpoint protein MAD1-like. Lineage: Eukaryota; Metazoa; Arthropoda; Insecta; Lepidoptera; Crambidae. Gene Ontology annotation, cellular component: mitotic spindle; kinetochore; nuclear envelope. The coding region runs from base 390 to 1031 and encodes 213 amino acids. The record is from RefSeq and is a predicted model, not a curated record. The transcript is spliced from 8 exons. Gene Ontology annotation, biological process: mitotic spindle assembly checkpoint signaling; attachment of mitotic spindle microtubules to kinetochore.
CUCUGGACGCGGCGCUCAGCAGCCAGCUCACCGCCACCGCCGGCUGCUCGCAGGCGCAGACGCAGCUGGCUCAGCUCACCGAGGACGUAGCUACAAUCAAGUACGAGCGAGACAAGGCCACGACGAAGCUGAAUGACUUGACUACGGUGCGGAAGAAUCAGGAGAGCCUCAUACACCGGCUGCAGAAGCGCCUGCUGCUUGUAACGAGGGAGCGAGAUAGCUAUAGACAACAGCUAGACUGCUACGAGAAGGAGUUAUCGGUGACUCUAUGCGGCGAAACCGGCGCAGGCAGCGCUGCUUUAUUAUCAGCGCGCGUGGAACAGCUGGAGAAGGCUCUACAAGGCUACCGCGACCUGCUGGCCACUCACGAUCAACACGCGCACACUAAAAUGGUGGAAAGUCUCCGCAACGAGGUGACCAAGUGGCGCGAAGAGGCGGAGUCCCUCCGUCGCGACGUGCAGAAGUUUCGCUCGCAGCGGGACAUGCUGCAAGCGCAUGUUGAACGCCUUGGGAGCAGCCAGGGAACCAAGGUGCUUCACCUGGCUGACAAUCCCGCAGCCGCCGCACAAAAACAAUUCCAAUUGGACUUGGAAGCCGCACAAGAAGAGAUAAAGCAGUUAAAAGCGGCGUUGCGUGAAGGCGGGUCGCGCGCCUGCUCCGAUGCGGACACGCAGGCGCUGCGGCAACAGCUCGAGAAUAGAGACAUCAAGCUCAAAAGGAUGAAGGAAGAAUUCACUUCGUCAGCACAAGAAUAUAGAGACGUCUGUUAUAUGCUUCUAGGUUAUAAGAUAGAUAGAACUGGCCAUAAAAAUUAUAGAAUAUCAAACAUGUAUGCUGAAUCAGCAGACGAGUACCUCACCUUCAAGCUUUGUGACGAUGGCAUCGAGAUGGUGCACACCGAUUACUCGUCUACGCUGGGUGAGCUGGUGGAACUACAUCUCCACCACCACCGCUCCAUCCCACUGUUCCUCUCUGCUCUCACCAUGGAACUCUUCACUCGGACAACGAUGCAGCAAGAUCAGGAGUGCUAAUCGGAUCAAAGUGAAUCAGUGAAAUGUGUAGUGAUGUUACAGUGAACGAUGAAUCGAGGAUAUUUAUUGUGGCAAAACAAUUUGGGUUGUAAAAGCUGAUGGGUAAAUAUAUUUCUAUUAAACGAGAGUAUUUUGAACUGAAACUUCUGCAUGUUUUCUACUUUUGAACUUCAAUUUUAACGUUAAGAGUAAUUGUACGAUCAAUGUAAUUUGUAGUUCCUCGAUUUAUUUUUGUAAUAAUAGAACUGUGCAAUCUCACAUUAUUUUCAAAAUUACAUUUAAUUGACAUUUUAGCUAAUCUUUGACAUUUUGUUAUAAUGAGAAAAUAGUAAAAUCGGUGUAAUAAAUCCAUAGAUUUAAUUAAUACAGACAUUUGAAGAGAAAAUAUUUUAAAUAUGCAUUCCAAAUAGUGAAAAAAUAAGAAACAAAGUGUAUGUGUAUCAAUUAAUUUCGAAUGUGUCAGUAAUUGAACAAUUGUAUCAUAAUGACUAAAUAUCACAUGUAACUGAUUUACAAACGUAAGUCUAUGAUGGUUAUGUGGUUUACGAAAGAUAUUUACUAUCAAAUAAAUAGUGUUAAAAAUA